AUCGCGGGAAAUUGCGAUAACAUAAAUUGUUGUAGCAACAAGGUAUAAAGAACGAUGUCAGAUAUCCAUUCUACUGCAUUCCGUUACGAUGCUGUGUGCAAAGAACUUGGUAUUGAUCCUAAUCCAUACUUUGUGACAAUGUUUGAGAAGGAAAAAGAGGAUACAGUUUUGAGGAAACAGAAAGGUGAAAUCAAAGACACCAUGCAUUUGUAUUUGGCGGGAAACAACAAGCUUCUGACUGACAAGCGCCUGGAGGACAAAGAUUGUGAAGUUCUGUACAAGCUUCUACAAAACAAUGUGUUUGUGACCAGUUUAGACCUUCGCUACAAUAACCUUACAGAUGAAGGAAUCAAAUUCUUGGCAAAACUGCUUGAGUGUCUAUCUUGUCGUGUUGGUAAGGUAUUUAUCUGUUCCAAGCAAGAAUUCUUAGAAAUGUCUAGCAACUUAUCACACAAUGUUGUUUAUCUCUACUGCCUGCGGGUACACAUCCCAUCUCCCAGUCUAUGUCACCUAAAUUAA
Molecule: messenger RNA, 519 nt
Organism: Mercenaria mercenaria
Lineage: Eukaryota; Metazoa; Mollusca; Bivalvia; Venerida; Veneridae
Product: leucine-rich repeat-containing protein 34-like
Exons: 5
Coding region: 55-519 (154 amino acids)
Molecular function (GO): protein binding
Source: RefSeq, a predicted model, not a curated record